Molecule: messenger RNA, 3954 nt
Organism: Penicillium maclennaniae
Lineage: Eukaryota; Fungi; Ascomycota; Eurotiomycetes; Eurotiales; Aspergillaceae
Product: RNA helicase
Exons: 4
Coding region: 1-3954 (1317 amino acids)
Cellular component (GO): intracellular anatomical structure
Molecular function (GO): ATP binding; RNA binding; protein binding
Source: RefSeq, a predicted model, not a curated record
AUGGGCCCUAAGAAGAAAGCAUCUGCUCCUGCAGGCCCCAAGCCGGGUACGAAGCAGGCCAAAGAGGCCAAAGAGGCCAAAGCCGCCGCGGCGCAGGCUGAUAAGAAGCCCGUGACGGAUGAGCCCAAGAAGCCGUCAGUGAAGGAGGUGAUUGGCGGCGCAUCAUGGACCGGCAAAUUGCCAGUCAACAUGCUCUCAGAGCAUUGUCAAAAGCAGAAAUGGGAGAGGCCUGAGUAUAGCAUGAACCAAAGCCGCGAGGGCUACAUCUCCGCCGUCACGCUGAAGAAAGUCGAUCCCAAGACCAAGGAUUUGAUCGUUCUUCCUCCUAUGAAACUUCCGCCGUCUCAUAAAAACCUGGGUGUGCAACCCACCGCGCUCGAGGCCCGUCAUUUCGCUGCAGCGUUUGCCCUCUUCCGGGUUUGUAACAUGCGAAACCUCCAUAUGAUGUUCCCACCUACCUACAAGAAGCUUUGGAAGGAGGAAUUUGCGGAAAUCAAGCUUGCCGAUACCAAGGAGGGCAAAGGCUGGCUAUACGAAGCGGAUCCCUUCUUAGCCAAGCAGGAACGAGAGGCCGCGGCCGCCGAUUUAGAGAAAAAGAGAGCGGAGCGACUAAAGGCUCAGGCUAAGGACAAAGCCUCGUCUUCAGAUCUUGGUCUGGGAGGUGGUGACAAACAGAGCAAGCGGAUCUGGUCCCAGGCGCCUAAAGUGGACAUGGGCAAUCGCAUUCGACGCGAGAUUGAGGGUCUCUUACGCCAACACACUGUUUGGAAUGCUUAUGAUGUCAAGAUUCCUGAAAGGGAUGCUAAGGCGAUUGUGGAGGAGUUCUCGCGCUUGGGAUUCCGGCGCAGCCAUGUCGAAGAGGCUGUUGCUGAAUGCAAAGACCGCGAGGAAGUGCUAGAGUGGCUGCUGGUCUAUGUUCCCGAAGAUGACCUACCUCGGUGGUCUCUGCCCGAGGGAUAUUCCGCCGGUGUCAGUCUUGCCCAGCAGGACUUGGCUCGAGAGGCUAAGAUCAAGCGUCUGGCCUCAAUUGGCUAUCCUGCUGAUCUCUGUUCACAAGUUUUGGACAGCAAAGGUGGCGAUGAACUUGCAGCCGCAGAGCAUCUACAGGGUACCCUAAUACAUGGAUCGGCAUUUACCUCUGCUUCGAUACCCGAUGGUGAAGCGGGAGCGUGGGCGGAGGAGCAAGAUACACUCGAGGCUAUCUUUGGCGAGCGGUAUACUCGUGUCUCGUCCAGAGUCUGCGAGAUCAAGAGCGAGGCCUCAGGGGUUCCUGAGAACACAGUGUUUCGCUUCCAGGAGCCUUCUUCUCAUUACCCUACGGUACCUCCAGUCAUAUCGAUUCUAGCAAAGGGGAUCCCAGCCUACAUUCGGCUCAGCGCCAUUCGCCGAGCAGUUCAGCACGCUGAAGAGAAUUUCUCUGGCGAGUCAAUGAUAUUCAACAUCAUGGACUGGUUGGAGUUCAAUCUGCCUGCGGUCACAGAAAACCCAGGAAAGUUGCGCGAGAUCUCCGCAGUCACUGCCUCUUCUGCACCCGAGACCCAGGAAAUUCCCGUGCGCAGUAAUCGCAAGCAGCGGAGAGGCAUUGACUGGAAGCCCUAUACACCUCAGGGUACAGCGAUGAAAGAAGCAUGGCAAGUCAAGCAGUCUACCGCCGCGCAGAUUGAAAUGUGUCGUAAAAGGCAAUCUCUACCUGCCUGGAACACCCAGGAAGCCAUUAUUGAUGCCGUGGACGCUCAUCAGGUCACCAUUAUCUCCGGUGAAACUGGUAGCGGUAAGAGCACACAGUCUGUACAAUUCGUUUUGGACGACAUGAUCCAGCGGGGAUUGGGAGGAGCUGCGAACAUCAUUUGUACCCAGCCUCGGAGAAUCUCAGCCCUCGGUCUUGCUGAUCGAGUCAGUGAUGAACGAUGCUCCACAGUCGGUGAUGAAGUCGGAUACAUUAUCCGGGGCGAGUCGAAAUUGAAGCAAGGUGCUACGAAAAUCACGUUUGUGACUACAGGUGUCUUGUUACGCCGAAUCCAGUCUGGAGGUGACGCCGACGGUAAUGUUGCAAGCUCACUUGCUGAUGUGUCUCAUGUGGUGGUCGAUGAAGUUCACGAGCGCAGUCUUGAUACUGAUUUUCUCCUGGCUCUGCUGCGGGACGUUCUGCGCUACCGCAAAGAUCUCAAGGUCAUUCUUAUGAGUGCCACGUUGGACGCUGAAAUUUUUAUGAAAUACUUUGGUGGUCGCAAGAACGUUGGUCUCGUCAAUAUUCCGGGUCGGACAUACCCCGUUGAUGACUAUUACUUGGACGAUGUCAUUCGGGACACUGGGUUUGCUCCUGAACUUGGCGAGGACAUGGAUGAGAACUGGGAUGCUCCUCGUGGUGAAGAGUCUUUGGGCAAAGCCUUGCGGAGUGUUGGCAUGGGGAUCAACUAUGACUUGAUUGCUUCGACAGUCCGGUACAUCGAUGCGCAAUUAGGUGAGCGACCAGGAGGGAUUUUGAUCUUCUUGCCAGGCACAAUGGAGAUCGAAAGAUGUCUGAAUGCAGUCAGGAGGAUGCCCAAUGCCCACGCAUUGCCUCUGCAUGCCUCUUUGCUCCCAGCCGAGCAGAAGCGUACAUCCAUCACCAUUGAAGAUGUGGUUGCUGUUAUCGACACGGGUCGAGUCAAAGAAACUAGCUACGAUCCCAAAGAUAAUAUGGUCCGUCUUCAGGAAGUAUGGGCUUCUCAAGCUGCCUGUAAGCAGCGUCGUGGUCGUGCAGGUCGUGUGCGGGCAGGUACCUGCUACAAGCUGUACACUCGCAAGGCCGAGUCUAACAUGGCACCGCGACCAGAUCCCGAAAUUCGCCGCGUGCCUCUUGAGCAGCUUUGUCUGUCUGUGAAAUCUAUGAAGGGUAUCGAUGACGUCGCCAAUUUCCUCGCAAACACAAUCACGCCGCCGGAAAGCAUCGCCGUUGAAGGUGCCCUUAAUUUCCUGCACAGGGUUGGUGCCAUGGAUCACAGCCGACUGACAGCACUGGGUCGGUACCUUUCCAUGAUCCCAGCGGAUUUGCGGUGCGCCAAGCUGAUGAUCUACGGCUCAAUCUUCGGCUGCAUGGAAUCUUGUCUCACCAUCGCGGCAAUCCUCACAGUCAAGAGUCCAUUUGUCUCGCCUCGCGACAGACGCGAAGAAGCCGAUGCCGCUAAGGCAAGCUUCUCACGCCCUGGCGAUGGUGAUCUGAUAACCGAUCUAUCAGCCUACCAAGCGUGGUCUGAACGGACCCGCUCUCAAGGCCAUUGGCAGUCUCAGUCUUGGUGCGGAGCGAAUUUCCUUUCCCACCAGACUCUGCGCGAUAUUUCAUCGAACAGAGCCCAGUUUGUCACAUCUCUCAAGGACGCAGGUAUUUUGCCGGUAGACUACACCGACGCAGCACCGGCGUGGAACCGCAACUCUUCUAACCGGAACCUUCUCCGGGCCCUGAUCGCCGGUGCUUUCCAGCCCCAGGUUGCACAGAUCUCCUUCCCGGAUAAGAAGUUUGCUAGUUCCGUGACUGGUACCGUGGAGGUCGACCCCGACGCUCGCACCAUCAAGUACUUCAACCAGGACAACGGCCGUGUCUUUAUUCACCCGAGCUCCAUUCUUUUCUCUGCUCAGGGGUAUCCCAACGCUUCGGCUUAUCUUAGCUAUUUCACCAAGAUGGCGACAAGCAAGGUCUUUAUCCGUGAUCUGACCCCAUUCAACGCAUACUCUCUUCUUCUAUUCUGCGGCUCCAUCACACUCGAUACAAUGGGCCGCGGCUUGGUCGUGGACGGCUGGCUCCGACUGCGCGGCUGGGCCCGCAUCGGUGUCUUGGUCUCGCGACUGCGCACUAUGUUGGAUGAGGCGCUGCAAGAGCGUAUAGAUAACCCGGCCGUUGGGUCUGCUUCAGAGGCUGGUGACAAAGUCAUUGAGGCUGUAAAAAGACUUAUUGAGUUUAAUGGGCUUGAUCAGUGA